AUGCCUAACAGAUAUGGCAAGCCAGAUAUCAGGACAAUAGUCCUCGUCUUCGCGUAUACUGAUCAACUUGGUAUGUUGCUCAGAUGUGAGGGUGGUGGCAUGUGGGGCGCGGAGGCGGGGUGGUGGUGCGGCGCGCUCGCGGCGGCCGCGCUGCUGCUGCUACUGCUCGCCGCGCGCUGCCGCCCGCGCCGUCACGCCAAGAAACUCGCAGUGCCGCACCACGUGCACGUAGUGAGCACUUGGGUGCCGGCGCGCGGCGUGCCCCGUCGCGGGCCUGUAGGCGUGUUCCGUGGCGCGGCCCUACCGGGGCUCCCGCGACGCGCACGCGCAACCCUGGCCGGUGCUCCAGCCGACCGCCCCGAUCCGCAACCCGCUCCUCCUCAAAUCGUCGUUGUGAACAAUACACAGCCUCCCCGAGCCCCAGGCCCUUCAGAAUACAAAGGCCUCCCUAAACUGCCUCUACCAGAACAGUGGAUACACAAACGCCCUCUAGACUAUAAAUACACAACGAUUCCGAGACCUCUCGCUCAACUAGUCAACGCGGAUUUAGGCGCGGAAUUAUCGCAGGAAUCACGUACGAAAAAAUUGAGCGCGACUCGCUCACCUUCUUUGGAAAAAGACGAUAAAUCGCCCUUUUUAAUUAGCGCAAAUAAGAGCGAUAAAGAUAAAGAAGUGUUCGGUUUCGAUAUCAAAGCUGUUGAGAAAUUGAAUGAAAAAGAUAUGGAUGAUAGGAUGACGUCACCAAAUGAGGAGGCGUCUCCUAGUAGUAAUCUUAGGAGAUUUCGGUCUGUAAGUACGAGAUUAAAUAUGUGUAGUGUAAACGAAGGUCCUCCUUUGGAGGGUCAGCAAGAAAGACUAGAAAUGCAGAACUCUCCAAGAGUUUUAGAAUGCAGUUCUGCGAAAGAAAAAUCUUCAGCACCGAAGUUUGAUUUUUCACCGAAAAUUUUAGCCGAUACUAUGGCUUCACCCAGAUUUUUUACUCCACCUGAAACCGUUUCACCGAUGUUCUUUGCUGAGCCAUCUCCAAAAUCAGUUUACUAUGACACAGUUCGGUCGCCUAAGUUUUUUGCAGAAACGCCGCGAGACGCUGAAGUUCCACAAUCACCACGAGCAUUAGGAGAUCAUCUAAAUAGAAAUGGAGUUACAGAAAAACCCAGUUCUCCUCGAUUCCUAAACAGACCUAGUCCAAAAGUACAUAUUUAUAAUAAAGAGAACUAUUUUACCUUUGAGCAAUCAUGUUUAGAUGAAAGUAGAGCAUCUCAGAGACCUAAGAAGUAUGGUGGAAGGAAUUCUAUAGAGAAGGAACGUUUCACCCCUCCAGCAGACAAAAUGGAUGUAAGGAAAUACAGACGACACAACAGCUGCGAUACGAAUUAUAAAACAGUUGAAUUAAAUAUUUCUAAAUGCGAAGAUAAUAAAGAACAAGAAGUCAUCAAAGGUGAUGACGUAACGGACUGCUGUGUCAAAAUGGAUGCUUUAGAAAUAGAACCGAAAUUAGAAGACAAAACAAAUGAGUUAGUAGUAGCUCCUAGUCCAUCAAAUACAGCACAAGCAAGAAGACAGAGAUUAAAAUCAAUAUCUCUCGAUUCAGAUAACGCUAAAAUCAUCGAGCAAAACCUAGGUCUACCUAUCGCAAAGCAAAUGAAGGAUCAAAUGAACGAAGCUUAUAAAAAUCAAGAUACGAGUACCUCAUGUGAUAGCAUGGAACGCUAUCAAAAAACUCCGACAAACGAAAAACCAAUUUUCAAAUUCGAAGACGAACAAAAAGAUAAAAGUUCAGAGGAAGAACCAAAAUCUCCCGAAGUUAAACAAAAGAAAAGUCUACGGCAAAGUUCUGAUACGCAAUCCUUUAUCGACAUGCCCAGAUUCUCACCUAAAGAGUUUGAAAUCACCAUUACUUCUGAAGAAGGAGCAACGGUGCCUGCUCAAACUGAGAUUAAAAAGAAAGGGAAAAAUCUGAGGAAUUUACGAAUAGAUUUAACGAAACGAGAUAGCGACCUCGAAAAAGAACUUCUCGAAUUUGAAAAGUUGUACACAGAUGCAGAGGAGAAAAAAGUCAAAACGCCUACAUUAAAGGUUAAAGCAACUUCUCUAGAUUCUUCAGAAACUGUAAAUCUUUCUCUACCUCAAAAGAAAACCUUAGAAGUUCCCCAAAAUUCAAUGUCAAUGCCCAAUACACCGAAAAGACAGUUGAAACGAAUCCUAGCACAAAAGAAUGUUAAACAUGACUUUGCUGGAGCAAAGUUAGGGUAUAAUUCGAUACAAUCGAAUGCAGAACAGCGACGAUUAUAUAUGAAAGGCCAAGAUUCCGGUAUAUUUUUAAGGGAAAAUCAUGCUGCUUUAAUGCUAUACCAUCCUGGUACUUCCCGAAUGGGAUCUCGAACAAUGGGCUCCUUUGACGAAAAUAUGACAGAUUUUGAAAAUACCCCUGAAAUUAAUAUAUCAGGUGCUGAUAAUAGAACUUACCAGGAUCCAAGCCAAAGUUUGGGAUCAAAUUUGCUCAACUACAAACAGAACCUGAGCUUAUCCAGUACAAACCUGAAAACUUUACCAGAAGGUGUGCCAUCGGACGAUUUUGAACCAAGUGCGGAAGACGAAAAAGUAGUGAAAAAGUUACAUAGGAGAAAUUCUAACCAGAGCUUAAUGCUUAGCACACACAGUCUGCAAAGUUCGAAUUGUUCACUAAAUAGUGCAGGGACAUCCUGUCACAAUUUGGCCACAGUGAGGACUAGCAUUUCCAAUUUUAGUUUAAAUUCCGAUUCGAGACAGAAAAAACUUUCUUUUGACAGACGAGAUUCAAACACGUUCAACACCGAAAUAUUACCUACCCCCAGAGUUAUAUGCUCAUCAAAUAACAGCCUUUCAGGAGAAGUUUCUAAGAACUGCCUCUUGCAACGUCGAGGCUCUAACAAUAGUCUGACAUUAAACAUUCUCUCAAGUAACAACUUAAGUCGUCAUUCGAGCAAUACUUCUCUCAAUAAAGACGCCAAACAAGGCCAGAAAAAGGGUCUUCUUGAACGAAGAAGCUCAAAUACAUCCUUAACUUUGAACAUAAACAAUUCGAACCCUCAACUUUCUGUGAAUAGAGGUUUAAGCGUAUCAAACUACAAUUUGAACGGCUCAACAUGUAACUUAAGUAGAUAUAACAGCAAUUAUAGCAUAGACAACCCUCCUGCCGAACCUCGGAAAGGCAUUUUAGAGAGACGCAGCUCGAACACUUCUCUUACUCUAAACAUACAGCCACAGGAGCCCAGGGAAUUAGAAGUAGAUGAGAAUUUAAUAGAGUCUAAUAUAAAAGAUUUGCCGCAUCGGGACAAGCAUAGGAAGUCUUUGAGUACUGAAAAUUUGAUACCGAAAUCUUAUAAAAAUCGAACAAGAUUACGUUCAACGGAUAAGGGAGUUGGUUUUGGAUCCCACGACAAUUUAUGGUCGACUUCCUAUUCUUCAGAGCAAGAUUAUCUACAGAAUCUGACGUAUGUGUGCGGGGAUCAAGAAAACGAAAUUAUUUACGCCGUUGGACGCCAAGAGGAUCCCAAUUUCCAACCUGGGACAGUCAGAAAUAUAACCACUAAACCCUUGAGUCCUCAAAGCACAUCAGAAGACUUCAGACUUUACUUGGCCAACAUGCAACAUCUUCAGAAUGCUUCGAGUGUGUUAUCUAGAAAACAACUAAGAGAUUUAAAUGACGUGUUCCAAAAUGGCUAUUCCAAAGUUAAAUGCCACAAUACUGCAGAAGGCGCUCAUUGUUGUUCAGGCAGGGUCGAAGAUAUGGCUAAAGAAAAUCCUCAAAUGGCCAUCCCAGACUUAGCGACUUCCCAGCCUUGUUCAGAGUACCAGAAGACGUUGCUUAGGAAUUUGCACCAGGAAUUCUGGGAUAUGCCUACUAACUUCCAGGAGAAGCCUAUUGUAUCUGGGUCUCAUCCCAAGAAUAGGUAUAAAACAAUUUUGCCGAACGAACACUCCAGAUUUAUGUUGAGCUCGGAGACUGUCGAGGGAUACAUCAAUGCUAAUUUCAUAAAGGGGCAUGAGUACACCAAAAACACAUAUAUAGCAACCCAAGGUCCUCUACAGAAUACAAUCCACGAUUUCUGGCUCAUGGUCUACCAAAACAGCAUAGCCAGUCAGACUCGACUCGACCAGGAUGCUGCCUCCAAACCGAUCCAGAAAGUAGUCAUGCUCACCAACUUCAUAGAGAACAACCGGCAGAAAUGUGAAAAGUAUUUCCCACUGGAGCUGAACGAGGAAAUUACAAUCACCUGCCCGGAGACACCAGAUGAUCCUGACAAUGAAUUCGUUAUAACCAAUGCGGGUAUGAUCAGAAAACCUGGAUACACGAUAAGGAAGCUCAAUGUGAAGUACAAGAAGUAUGAAGAAGAAGAAGUCACAAUAUACCACUACUGGUUUCACAACUGGGCUGACCACAAAUGUCCAAAGGAUGUGAACGCUUUGUUGAAUUUAAGUUUGGACGUUUUAAAAGAACGAGUUUAUGAUUUUACCAACCCGAGUGAAGUAAACGAAGAAUUGUGUAAGUGUGAAUCACCAAAAUCUGACUCUAAAUUUGUGUUUCCACCACUCGAACAGCCCACUCCAUGUGAAGUGAAAGUUUGUGCAUCAACGCCAUUUGAUUUCUCAAAGGAAUCCUCGAGUCCACCUACUAUAGUGCAUUGUUCCGCUGGGAUCGGACGAACUGGGUGUCUGAUAGCUAUCCUGAAUGGUAUAAAGCAGUUGACGAUAGACCAAAAAGUGGAUGUGUUAGGUAUAGUGUGCAAUAUGCGGCUAAACAGAGGGGGUAUGGUACAAAAUUCUGAGCAGUACGAAUUGAUACAUAAAGUGUUGUGUUUGUAUGAGCAGGCCUGUCUGCCUUUAUAG
Molecule: messenger RNA, 4869 nt
Organism: Arctia plantaginis
Lineage: Eukaryota; Metazoa; Arthropoda; Insecta; Lepidoptera; Erebidae
Source: the annotation of a GenBank genome assembly